GUGUGUGCCAGUAGUCCUUCUAUCCCACCCCACCUGCCUCGGCAGCUGCUGAUACCAGAGCGAUGCUGUAGCUUGCCAUCUGGCCCGAUGUCACUUCUCAAAUGCGAGGCGCACUCGUGUAGUUAAUAGUUAAAAACACGGAGGUUCGCAGCUGUCCUGGACAGCCAGAGUGGCUUUGCUUCUGCUCCUCUGCGAGUGUGUGUAAACGUAUGAGCCUAAAUCUGCUGCUAUCUAAUUGAGGUGUUGGGAUUCCUCGCAUGAGAAGUUGAUUUGUAGUUUGAACACGUGGCUCAUUCAAAAAGCCGGAAUAUUCAAGUGAUUUUCUCUCCUCUUCCCUCCUCCCCCUCUAGAUUUUGUUUUUUUUUUAAUGGCGAGGUGGUGUGCCUACAUUCAUGUAUUGUAAUAUUUUUAUACUCCGCCUGCUGCUGCCAAAGGGCCUUGGUGGCAAGACAAAAAUAAAGUAGUUUCCCCCGAUCUCUCCUCCUUUUUCUUUUCUUUUCUUUUCAACCCACCAUCCUGCUUCCAAAAGCAUCAUGAUUUCCUCUAUCUCUCCGGAUAAUGCAGCGUUUAGUAUUCCGAUUUGAUCACAGGCUCCCCCCCACCUUUUUAACUCCAGUAAGAGAGAGGAAAAAGAGGUGUGGGUGUGGAAGGGACGGAUACAAGCAGCGGCGGCUCCCCCCCCCCCCUUCUUGGUGUUUGUUUGUUUUGGCAAGAUGGCGUGUGUGUGUUUUAAAGCUAAGCUCUAUAUUUCAUUAAUAAGAAAAUGAAUAAGCUGUACAUUGGGAACCUUGGCAAAAACACGAGCCCUCUGGACCUAGAAAGUAUCUUUAAAGAGUCCAAGAUCCCUUUCACCAGUCAAUUUCUCGUUAAGACGGGAUACAUGUUCGUCGACUGCCCCAAUGAAAACUGAGCUAUGAAGACCAUUUGAGGCACUUUCAGUUGGGAGAAUGUCCUCCAACUUCUCGACCUUAGCUACCCUUCCCUCCGCCCCAUUAUCUUUCCGGGCGCUAUUCUCUUCGGCUCAUGUCCUGGUCGUUCCUGCCUCCGAAUAUAGUAUGUUUUCAAAUGCACUGAAGAACUGCAGGAAUCAGAAGACGGAGCACUCCAUGUUCAAUCAGAGAACAGAAGAAUCCUCUGCAGCUCAAUACUUUCAGGUAGAGGUUCAUUGCAUCACAAUCCUACAAGAGUUUUAUGGAUGCUUAUCUCAGCAGCAGAAUAUGAUGCAGGAUUUUGUGAGAACAGCCACAUAUCACAGAGCAAUACUGCAGAACCAUAUUGAUUUUAAAGAUAAGGUGGUCCUAGAUGUUGGCUGUGGAUCAGGAAUCCUUUCAUUUUUCGCUGUGCAAGCUGGAGCUAGAAAAGUCUAUGCUGUUGAAGCUAGCUCUGUGGCAAAAUAUGCCGAGAUUCUAGUACGGAGUAACAAUCUUUCUGAUAAGAUCACCGUUCUGUCAGGAAAAAUUGAGGAAAUCUCCCUACCUGAGAAUGUAGAUGUAAUUGUUUCUGAACCAAUGGGCUAUAUGCUGUUCAAUGAGAGGAUGCUGGAAAGUUACCUCCAUUCCAAGAAGUGGCUGAAGUCAAAUGGAAUGAUGUUUCCAACAUUUAGUGACAUUCAUUUGGCUCCUUUUUCCGAUGAACAGCUCUACAUGGAACACUACUCCAGAGCCAAUUUUUGGUACCAGCAAUGCUUUUAUGGAGUCAAUCUGUCCAGUCUCCGCAGUGCUGCUGUGGAUGAGUACUUCAGGCAACCUAUUGUAGACACAUUUGACAUUAGAAUUUUGAUGGCUAGGACAGUGAAAUACACUGUCAGCUUUACAGAAGCAGAAGAAGAAGAUUUACACAGAGUGGAAAUCCCCUUUGUUUUCCAAAUGAUGCAGUCUGGACUAAUCCAUGGCUUGGCAUUUUGGUUUGAUGUGGCAUUUGUUGGCUCGCUGGUAACAGUUUGGUUGUCAACUGCUCCAACAGAACCCCUCACACAUUGGUAUCAAGUACGCUGCCUUCUUCAAACUCCUCUCUUUGCCAAAGAAGGGGAAACUCUUUCAGGGAAAGUCCUUUUUGUAGCAAAUAAACGCUUUUUUGAUUGCCUGUCAAAGAGAUGUACUACAACAGCUCAUUCAAACUCAAAGAAAACUAGGCAAGCUUCGCAGGAAAAAUCUGGGCAGAGUUAUGACAUCCAGAUUGUUGCUGUAGUGGAUGAGACAGGCUUCAAAUCAGGCAAUGUCCUUGAUUUAAAGAAUCCAUUUUUUAGGUAUGCUUAGGCUAUAAUGAUAUAUACCUGCAGGAAGAAAAUCCAGAAUUAUAACCAAACCAAGUAGCCUGUGAGGUUGAAAGUGUGAAUACUGAACAUGCUGCUGCUCCUGUGAAAUUUAUCUGUACAUAUCUGAAAGGAAGUAUUUUAUGCACAUUGCAUAAUAAGGACAUAUUUGUGCAGUUCCUUCCCCUUUUUCAAACUAGCAUCCCAAUCUUAAACAUGCCUGUCUGGAAAUAUUUCCCGCUGUGUCCAAUGGUGCUUACUUGGUAAGCACAUUUACUUCAACUGAAAUCAGUGGGUGUAAAUAAAUGUGUGCAGGAUUGGAGUGUUAGAAGAUUUGAAAUACUGUGUUGUUUAAAUUGAUCAAGUAGCAUUAUAAUACCAUAUGGGCAGAGGACUGCUUUUUGUUGGACUUUCCAAGGUAGAUGCUCCUUGGAUUUUUUUUUCUCUUCAAGAAAUAUUCUUAACAAAACCUACCUCAUGUUUCUAUACAUAUAUAGGAUGUAUUGAAUAAAGUGAAUAGUACUCUGAGCUCA
Molecule: messenger RNA, 2784 nt
Organism: Hemicordylus capensis (graceful crag lizard)
Lineage: Eukaryota; Metazoa; Chordata; Lepidosauria; Squamata; Cordylidae
Product: histone-arginine methyltransferase CARM1-like
Exons: 13
Coding region: 948-2255 (435 amino acids)
Biological process (GO): peptidyl-arginine methylation
Molecular function (GO): protein-arginine N-methyltransferase activity
Source: RefSeq, a predicted model, not a curated record